Molecule: messenger RNA, 1174 nt
Organism: Lactuca sativa (garden lettuce)
Lineage: Eukaryota; Viridiplantae; Streptophyta; Magnoliopsida; Asterales; Asteraceae
Product: putative carboxylesterase 18
Molecular function (GO): hydrolase activity
Source: RefSeq, a predicted model, not a curated record
CACUCAUCACAUACUAUCAAUUUCCAUUUCCUUUCGAUUCUACUGUAAAUGGAGGCCACCGAUAAAUCUCCACAGCCGUCACUCUCCUUACCAUUGCGAACACGCAUUGCCCUUUCCGCCAUCUCCACUUUCACCGACGCAGCUUGCCGGAAAAACGGCACCGUAAACCGUCGUAUCAUUACCUUAGUUGACUUCAAGAGCCAGGCGACAUCAAAAUCAACCAACGGCGUAUCAUCACACGAUGUCGUUGUAGAUGAGACUCGUAACCUCUGGUUCCGAGUCUACGUACCUACAGAACACGCCGGUGAAGAUCUCCCGGUGAUGGUGUUCAUGCACGGCGGCGGAUUUGUCUUCCUCUCCCCCGAUGCUCUUCCUUACGAUGCCGUGUGCCGGCGCUUCGCAAGAAAAGUCCCGGUCGUUGUUGUUUCUGUGAACUAUCGCCUUGCGCCUGAGCAUCGGUAUCCGGCGCAACAUGAUGAUUGCUUCGAUGUGCUGAAGUUUAUUGAUGAUGAAGAGAACAGGUCUAAAUGUUUGCCGGAAAAUGCGAAUCUGUUGCGUUGCUUUCUCGCUGGAGAUAGCGCCGGUGGAAACUUAGCUCAUCAUGUUGCUCAACGAGCAUGUGAAUACAACUUCCGACGACUCAAGGUCAUCGGAGUUGUAGCAAUUCAACCAUUCUUUGGCGGCGAGGAGCGAACGGAAUCCGAGACCCGGCUCGCCGGAACACCAUUAGUUUCAGUUAAACGAACAGAUUGGAUGUGGAAUGCAUUUUUGCCAGAAGGGGAAGGGUUCAAUCGGGACCACCCAAUCAUCAACGUUAGCGGCCCACAGGCGGUGGACGUAUCGGAAAUAAAUUUGCCGCCGGUCAUGGUGGUGGUGGCGGGGUUCGACGUCCUACGUGACUGGCAAAAAAGGUACUAUGAGUGGCUGAAAAAGUCCGGGAAAGAAGUGUAUUUGUUCGAGCACCCAAAUAUGUGCCAUGCUUUCUAUAUCUUCCCGGAAUUGCCUGAAUCUGGACAACUUAUUGACCAAGUGAAAGACUUCAUUCAUAAAGUAUCGAGUAAUGUUGCCACUUUGUAACAAAUUAAAACCUUGGUUAAUAAUUCGUUUUAUUACAAUUUACAUAUGCAUAAAUAGUUGUAUCAAAAUCAUUUUAUAUUGUAUCAUUUGAGGGGUC